Molecule: messenger RNA, 273 nt
Organism: Colletotrichum spaethianum
Lineage: Eukaryota; Fungi; Ascomycota; Sordariomycetes; Glomerellales; Glomerellaceae
Exons: 2
Coding region: 1-273 (90 amino acids)
Source: RefSeq, a predicted model, not a curated record
AUGCAUUCCGUCGCACCCCGUCUGCUCUCCCGAGCUUCUACUUCUUCCUCCUCUAUCCGUUCUAAUAUCUUGACUUCUUCGCAAUCUUCCUUCCGUCUCCAGCAGCGAUUCCCGGCGCGUCGCUUUUACUCCUCAGAGCCUCCCAAGAAGUCUUCUGGCAUCAAGUUCUGGCCUUUCCUUGCCGUUGUCGGUGCUGGCAGCUUAGCUUACAAGUUCCUCGUCGACCAGAGAGCAGACACUGCCUACCCUCCCCAAAGCUCCAAGGAGCUUUGA